CAACUAGUUUACAUGUGUGUGCGUGAGUCAUGAAUUGAAUGUGUCUUUAGCAGGAAGCCGGUUGAUUUUAUUCAGGAAUUUGUUGAGUUCUUUUUGAAUCAGUGUUAUACAAUCGUGUCUUAUUAAUUUCGUGCCUGUGAAUAGUGUUUAGUGUUUUUACUCGAUUUUUAGUUCGUGAGUUCGAUGUCCAAAAUGAAAUCCGCGCGUGGUAGGAAAGGUUCUGUGCCCCCAGAAACUCCAUCGACUCCUAGAAAUCCUACACCUUCCACCUCCCACGAAAGGGAAAGGCCAAGGAGUCCUUUAAGCCCUGCAAAAUACAGUCGACGUCAAGAAAAGGCCGAUCUGCAAAAUCUAAACGAUCGACUGGCUUGCUACAUCGAGCGGGUACGGAGGUUAGAAUCUGAUAACAACAAGCUAACCAAGCAAGUGACCACCUAUGAAACCAAGCUUAACAGAGAAGUGACUGACGUUAAAAAACUUUAUGAAGAUGAGCUUCAAGCUGCACGAGCAGCCCUUGACAAGGAGGCAAAGGACAAGGCCAAGUUGGAGAUUGAUACACGGCGGAUGUUCGAAGAAAAUGACUACCUCCAAACCGAGUUAGACAAGAAAACAAAAGAUCUAGCUACAGCAGAAAGAGCUCUAAGUGCGGUACAGAACAAGCUAAAUGACAUAACAAACAGAUAUGACCAAUGCCAAGGGGAACGGAAGAAAUUUGCAGACGAACUAAAGGUUGUAGAAAAAGAUCGUGACAAGCUCAAAAGACAGCUUGUCGAAGUCCGUGAGAAUUUACAAGCUGAAAUGCUAGCCCGCGUUGAUGUGGAGAACAAACUUUUGACAGCGCAAGAAGAUUUUGUUUUAAAGGAGCAAGUGUUUGAAAGAAGAUUACAAGAAACGCAGGUUCAACGGAAAACAGAAAUAACAGAGAUUGAUGGACGAUUAAGUCAAGAAUACGAAGAAAAACUUCUGAAAUCUCUGCAAAGCAUCAGAGCCCAAUAUGAAGCAGAUCUGAAGAAAAACAAAGAUGAAAUUAAAUUGUAUGAGGAGAAGUUGAAUAGAAACGCAGAGGUCAGUUCCAAAACAAAUGAGGAGUUAAGACAGCUUAGAACCAGUCAAGAAAUCACUAAAUCUAAACUCAGAGAAUUUGAAGCCAACAACGACUUAUUGAAGAAAAGAGUGAAAGAUCUUGAAGGUUUGCUAGAGCAGGAACGAGAAAAUUAUCUGGCCGAGUAUAACAAAUUGACAGGUGAAAUUGAUAAUCUCCGAAAAGAAAUGGCUGAGCAGCUGUCUGAAUACCAAGACCUGAUGGAAUGCAAAGUAGCUCUUGAUCUGGAAAUUGCAGCGUACCGCAAAUUAUUGGAAGGAGAAGAAUCAAGAUUGAACAUAAGCCCUGUGCAGUCCCCAGAAGUGGGCCAUAGUUCAUGGUUCCCGUCAUCCUACCAACCGACUCCCUCUGGAAAAGGCAAGAGGAAGAGGACUUUCCUUGAAGAGUCCGACGAAAGUGCCAGCUCAGGAUACAGCAUCAAAAGCAGUGCCAAGAGCGAUGUAGAGAUUUCAGAAGUCGAUUCUGAAGGAAGAUACAUCAGGUUACUCAACAAGGGAGAUAAGGAAUUCAGCUUGGCUGGAUGGGCUGUUUCUCACACUCCUGCGGGACAUGCACCGGUUGUAUUCAAAUUCCACCGCACACACAAAGUCGAUCCACAAGCAACAGUGACCAUUUGGUCUUCAGAUUCGAAUCAAGCUCAUGAGCCGCCUGUGAACAUUGUUAUGAAACAAAAAUGGCCUGUUGCUAAUGAAAUGAAGACGUUGCUCUUGAACCAAUCAGGCGAGGAGUUCGCCUCGACAGAGCUGAAGAAAGAGCAGUUGUCGACAUCCAUGUUCCGAGGAGAAAGUUCUACCGGGUACUUCCGCCGGGCAGGAGCUGGUGAUGGAGACGAAGAGCUGUAUCACCAAAGGGCUCAAGCAGGAGACGACAAAUGCUGCGUCAUGUAAAAAACUUUUCCACCAUACCUGUGUCUAUCAAAGUGUCUUUAUACUGUCAGUCCUAUUUUGAUUUAAACUUAAGAAUUACUGAUGUCUCAAGUACUACAUAAUUUUUAUUUUUUGCACAGAUUUUAGCUUUAUUUCUUGUUAAGUGUUAAGCCUUUCUCAGAUGAUAGCCUUUCUAUGAAAGGUUUUUUAGCGACCAAUAGGUCACAUUAUCUCAUUAAAACAAAGUAGUAUCCAUUUAAACCAACCUCUUUUUUUUCUAUCAUCUCCAUUAGUUCUCAUCAGGGGCCAAAAAGCCAUCUUUUGUGCUGAGACCAAUAAAUCCCAUGUGAUUAAGGUGUAAACAAAGGCUUCCUUCUUAAACAUCGAUGAGCUGUUCCUUAAAGUUUUAACCUUGUCAUCAGUGCAAUUCUUAGAUACCUACAGAGAGAAUAUACUCUGAAUACAAUUUUUAAUCUUUGGUCGUUGGUUGUUGAAUUGACUUCUGUAACUAUUAGAGCGAAACCAUGAACGUUAAAUAAUUGAAUUUCACAAAGGAAACAAUCUUCAAAUGCCUAAGAGUACGGAGACCAAUUUUUUCCUUUUCAUCGAAAAAUGAAAAAAAUGAAUCCAAAAGCCUUAAAAUUAGGUCAUAGGUUAUCUCGCUUGCCUUAUGUCUUCAACGUCGAGAACCUGAGAAAAAAUUAUUUUUUUCAUUUCAGGAAAUUUCAUGAAAAAGAGUGGACUAUGUCCCUCUUACUCAAUAUUUUCUCCAUGUUUUCAGUUUUCACAAUUGCGAGAACAAAGAUUUUGGACUAUUAUAUCUAGAGGAAGAAAAUGCAGAAAUUUUGAAGUUAAUUUUAAAAUUCACAGCAGACAUUACUCCAUAUUUUAUGUUUAUUGAUACAUAUUUAUAAAAAUAGUAGGAUAAUUUUUGUCCUUAUAAUUGUAGAAAACUUGAAAACGUAAGAGGAUUUUUCUUCUCAGAGUUGGUCAACCCCUCAGCGAAAUUCAAAGUGCUGCAAUUUCUUGGAAAUUUCAGCUAUUUUCAUAUUUUUACCGUGGGAUAAAAAUAAUUACCAAUCAAACACUUCAAUUUAAUAAAAUAUCGUCAUAUGAUUUUGCAUUCCCUGCGUCACAUUUUCACCAGUGACUCUGAGCUAUUUCAAUUUCUCAGGCCUAAAACUAUCAAUGCUUGUAUCUUCAUUUAUCGUGGCUCUUAAGUGAAGAAAAGAGAGGUUGGAUAGGGCACUCUGUUGGCCAUUUGCAGUACAUUCAUAUCAAUGGGGUGCCUCAAUUGUUUACGUUCCUUGUGGGCAUAAGUAUUGUAUAGGGACAGAGAUGGCUUUUUUUAAUGUCACGAUUCUACGCCAAAUUAACUUACCAAAAAUAUCUUUCCAAAAAUCGAACGCAUACCUAUUACAUUGACUUUGCAUUGACCUAAAAUUAGGUAGAGUCGACAGAGGAGAAUCUCUAUUUUUUCAAUUAAGUUCCAAUAUUUGUUUCACUUUUCUUUCAAUUUCCUUUGUUGUGUAACUCACGGACAGUCCAUAAUUGUAUCAAAUUCUGAAAGCCAAGAUUAAUUGAAUUGGCUCAUGAGAAAAUAUCUAAUAAGCUCCUUCCCAUUAUCCCAGAGAGUGACUGUUUGGUUAGUGUAUAAUUGCCAGCACAAAGGAACGUGUCGCCGUUUCAGUAUUCAUACGAACAUUUUAUUUUUCCAUAGGAGAAUCAUGUCGUGAAUUUUUCUCAAAAGUGUAAACGAAAUUCACUAAAUAUUUCAGUCAGAUUCAUGCAACUAUUCCCCUGUAUAAAAAAAUGUCAGUAAGAAAUACUGGAAUAGCGUAAUUAAGAUACGCACUCUUAAACACUUACAUGAUACUCAUUUAAGUGCUGAUUGUGUAUUGUUGUAUUUUCUUUUCUUUUAUCCUUCUGUUCCAACUGUGGGAAGAGCAAGAUGUAAAAACUCACAAUCCUCUAAAAUCCCCUUACAUAAUAAUUAUUAUCUUGCAGACUUUCUUUUAUCCUACAAUUGAAAUUAAUGUAGGUUUUUUCAGUUUUUUUAGAACGGGGAAAGCAUUUGGCAAUUGAAAUUUUCUCAUGGGCUGAUUCAACAUCAAUGUACUUAUGUAGUCAUGCCAUAUUAUGAUUUCAGAGUCAUUAUUUGUCGUUUUAGAAGCAUGAAGUUACUGAAUGCUCGGAAUUCCAUUUUCUAUUCAGAGCAAACCACUAUAUUUAAGUGAUCUAUUUUUUAUUGGUAUGAAUAGAUGAAUCUAAUUCUGCCAAUCUUUGGCUGAAUUUUUUCACAAGUCAGAAAAUUAAUGUAGACUUAAGUAAUUUCAGAUGUAACAUCUUUCCUUUUUCUGUUUAAGUUACGUUUAUGUUUCAAUACUUAUGCAUCAUGCCUUAUUGUCAGCUUUUUUAAGAGUACACAGAUGCCUCUUAGUGGUGUUUUCUGUAAAUAAUAAUUUUGUAUUUAACAGAUUUAAAAUCAAAAUAUAUUUAUUUAUAUAAUUUUUUCACUGGA
Bemisia tabaci is the source of this 4489-nucleotide messenger RNA. RefSeq names its product lamin-C. Gene Ontology annotation, cellular component: nuclear lamina; nuclear envelope. The record is from RefSeq and is a predicted model, not a curated record. Lineage: Eukaryota; Metazoa; Arthropoda; Insecta; Hemiptera; Aleyrodidae. Gene Ontology annotation, molecular function: structural constituent of cytoskeleton. Gene Ontology annotation, biological process: nuclear pore localization; protein localization to nuclear envelope; heterochromatin formation.